Molecule: messenger RNA, 921 nt
Organism: Physella acuta
Lineage: Eukaryota; Metazoa; Mollusca; Gastropoda; Physidae
Molecular function (GO): GTP binding
Source: RefSeq, a predicted model, not a curated record
AUGAAGUUUGGUUCACGUUUUACUAAAGAAGAAGUCUACGCCGUGGAACUUUUUAAAAACAUAUUUGGAGCUGAGUUCAUUACAAAACAUUGUAUCCUGCUAUACACAUACGGCGAUUGUUUUGAUACAGAUCCGUCCAUUCAAGGGAGGAAAAUAUCAUUUGAUCAGUGGCUGAAAGAACAAAAUGAUAUCAAUCUAGUUCCGUUUCUCAACGAAAUCAACUAUCGAGCUAUUCUUUUCAACAACAGAUCAAAGGACGACAGCCAGGUAACAAAAUUGAUCAAGAUGAUUGAUCGAUUGAACACAGGACGAGAGAGAUACUCUCACGAGAUGUUUCAACAAACGCAAGAGUUUAGAGAGAGUUUGGUACGAGAGUUAGAGCGACCGUUUAUCGAUGACGAACUAAUGCAAGAAAUCUUCGAAGUCAAAGCACAUUAUGAUAGCUUUGAGAUCGAUGAAGAAAAUAUUGGAUGUUCUUUAACAAAACUCACUUUCAUCAGAGAGAGGACAAAACAACUGCUUGAAAAACUGCACGACGCAGACAGGAAAACCGGCGCUUUAUCUAACGUCAUCAGCCUUAUCAACCAUGUGACGGUAGAUUUAGAGAACCAAGUACAUGAACUGGAGACAGUAUGCAAAGAAUCAGGAGCAGAAUUGGGUAUAGGACCUGUCGAUACAUAUCCAGCAGUAACUCCAGAACCAUCUAGCAAUUUUGUGGCCGCCAGAAAGAUAGUCCAGGAAACCUUAACUCACGUACAGCGGGAGAAGAUCAGAGUUAUCCGACACAGCAGUUUGCUGAGAAAAGAAGAAACACACAGACAAUUUCUCAUAGUCCAAGAGCAGCUAAAAUCUGCUGGCUUCCUUAGCUCUCUCUUCGAAUUUUUUAAAAGAAUUAUCAGAAAAAUUCUUAAUACCUUUUGA